Molecule: messenger RNA, 663 nt
Organism: Haliotis rufescens (red abalone)
Lineage: Eukaryota; Metazoa; Mollusca; Gastropoda; Lepetellida; Haliotidae
Product: coiled-coil domain-containing protein 1-like
Exons: 3
Coding region: 1-663 (220 amino acids)
Source: RefSeq, a predicted model, not a curated record
AUGCUGAUAUUUGAAAGAGGAUGUUUAGGGGAUGUUGAGGUGGAUUUUGAGGACAUUAAGGAUGUUAAGGUGGAUGUUAAGGAGGAUUUUGAGGACAUUAAGGAUGUUGAGGAUGUUAAGGAGGAUGUUGAGGUGGAUUUUGAGGAGGAUGUUGAGGAUGUUAAUGAGGAUGUUGAGGUGGAUUUUGAGAAAAUUAAGGAUGUUGAGGUGGAUGUUGUGGAUGUUAAGGAGGAUGUUGAGGAGGAUGUUAAGGAUGUUAAGGAGGAUGUUGAGGAUGUUAAGGAGGAUGUUGAGGAUGUUCAGGAGGAUGUUAAGGAGGAUGUUGAGGAUGUUAAGAUGGAUUUUGAGGACAUUAAGGAUGAAAUGAGGAUGGAUGAGUCUGUGUCGAAGGAUGUGUCUAUGUCCAAGGAUGUGUUUAUGUCUGUGUCCACGGAUGUGUCUGUGUCCAAGGAUGUGUCUGUCUGUGUUCAAGGAUGUGCCUGUCUGUGUCCAAGGAUGUUUCUGUGUCCAAGAAUGUGUCUGUCUGUGUGCAAAGAUGUGUCAAAUAUUGAGGUGUACUACACCAUGCAUGUUCAAAUACACCCCUGGACCCUCAGUAUUGAGGUGUACUACACCAUGCAUGUUCAAAUACACCCCUGGAACCUCAGUAUUGAGGUGUACUAG